AUGCUCGCACAUCGUCCACGAUUUCGUGGUCGUCGUCCAAUUGGUUAUGGAGGAGGAGGAGGAGGAGGAAGAUUACCAAUUGAAUAUCAAUGGAAAGAACUUUGGCCAUCUGUUGUUUCUACAAUAAUUGGUACCUUGAUUAUCUUAUGUGGAUUUCUUCUUUUUGUUUUUGAAAUUGCAUCUUUAGCUCUUAUUGGCGAACUUGGCUUAGGUAUUGCUGGUGUUUAUGCAUCUGGUGUUGGAAUUUGGGCCGGAAUAUUUAUUAUGGCUGCUGGUGUUUUUAUUGCUAUUCUUAUUUGUAUGAAAUCAAUUCGUUUAUGGGCUUUUAUUGCACUUUGUGUAACUAUCGCUGCUACUGCUUUUACGAUUAUUGAUUUUGGAAUAAAUGCUGCAAGAGUUAGUGAAUCAUCAGUAACUCGUGACUUUUAUAGUGCUUCUACGAAUAUACGAAGUGCAGCUGGAUUAGCAGCCGCACAACUUUCUUUUGGUAUUAUUGCAUUCCUUCUGUGCGUUGCUUUUGUUGGUCUUUAUAUCUUUAUGUGUGUCAAAAUUACAAGACGCAGAUAG
Molecule: messenger RNA, 567 nt
Organism: Adineta steineri
Lineage: Eukaryota; Metazoa; Rotifera; Eurotatoria; Adinetida; Adinetidae
Source: the annotation of a GenBank genome assembly